Molecule: messenger RNA, 4334 nt
Organism: Dromiciops gliroides (monito del monte)
Lineage: Eukaryota; Metazoa; Chordata; Mammalia; Microbiotheria; Microbiotheriidae
Product: guanylate-binding protein 1-like
Exons: 11
Coding region: 154-1953 (599 amino acids)
Molecular function (GO): GTP binding; GTPase activity
Source: RefSeq, a predicted model, not a curated record
GUUCACAAAGAGACUGGAAGAGAGUCAGAGUCAAGGGAUCAAGUGAAAAAGCCCCAAAUCAAGGGAGUCUCCCAAACUACAAACCACAGAAGACACAGAGAUUGUGAAGGAAAGAAGUGCCUUUGCAUUUGCAGGUAACAUUCCUCCUCCAACAUGGCCAGUGGUCUUUCCAUGCGAGCCCCAGUCUGCUUAAUUGAGAACAGUAAUGGGCAAUUCAUGGUGAAGCAGAAAGCACUUCAGGUCCUUACUACAGUUACCCAGCCUGUGGUGGUGGUGGCAAUUGUGGGACUCUAUCGCACUGGAAAAUCCUACCUGAUGAACAAGCUGGCAGGGCAGAAAACUGGUUUCUCCCUUGGCUCCACAGUGCAGUCUCACACCAAGGGCAUCUGGAUGUGGUGUGUUCCUCAUCCCAAGAAGCCAAAUCACACCCUCGUUCUUCUGGACACUGAAGGCCUGGGCGAUGUCGAGAAGGGUGACAACAAGAAUGACACCUGGAUCUUUGCCCUGGCCGUGCUACUGAGCAGCACCUUUGUCUACAAUAGCAUGGGCACCAUCAACCAGCAGGCCAUGGACCAGCUGCAUUAUGUGACAGAGUUGACAGAUAAAAUCAAGGCAAAAUCUUCCCCCAAAACUAAGCAGAUGAAUGACUCCACGGAAUUUGCGAGCCUCUUUCCAGACUUUGUGUGGACCGUGCGUGAUUUCAUCUUGGACUUGGAAAUCAAUGGGCAGCCCAUCACCUCUGAUCAGUACCUGGAGAUUGCUCUGAAGCUGAACAAAGGUACCAGUGACGAAGCCAGAUUGUGUAUCCAGAAGUUCUUUCUAAACAGGAAAUGCUUCGUCUUUGCCCCACCUGCUCCUAGAAAGAAGCUCAAAUAUCUUGAGAAACUUCAUGAUGAUGAACUUGAUGAAGAUUUUGUGGAAAGUACUAAAAACUUCUGUGAUUACAUCUUCAGUAAUGCUAAGGCCAAGACUCUCUCAGGAGGUGGUGUGGUCACUGGGCCCCGUCUAGGACACCUGGUCCUGACCUAUGUCAAGGCCAUCACCAAUGGAGAUAUUCCCUGUAUAGAGAAUGCAGUCCUGGCACUGGCUGAGCUAGAGAACUCAGCUGCAGUUCAAAGGGCCAUUACAUUGUAUGAAGAAAUGAUGAGAAAGGAGGUCCACUUCCCCACAGAAACCAUUCAAGAACUGUUGGACAUAAAUGUCAUCUGUAAGAAGGAAGCCAUUCAAGUCUUCAUCAAGGACUCUUUCAAGGAUGUGAACCAGAAAUUCCAAAAAUCACUGGAGACUGAGCUAGAAGCCAAGCUAGAAGACUUCUGUAAACAAAAUGAAAGAAAGUCCCUAGAGCGGUGCAGAGCUUUGCUUCAGGAUAUAUUCAGUCCUCUGGAGAAAUCAGUGAAGCAAAACACCUUCUAUAAACCAGGGGGCUAUGGCAUCUUCCUUCAGAAGAAGCAAGAGCUCAUAGAGAAGUACAACCAGCAGCCCAAGAAGGGGAUCCAGGCAGGCAAAGCACUGGAAGAAUACCUGAAGUCAAAGGAAGCUGUAGCUGCUGCAAUUAAGCAGGCAGACCAAACCCUUACUGCAAAAGAAAGAGAGAUCAAAGAGCAACAGAAGAAAGCACAAGCUGCAGCAGCUGCUGCAAAAGAGUUGGAAAUACUGAUAUGGAAGCAGGAGCAGAUGAACCUGGAAAAUGAAAUGAGACAAGAAGACGAACUAAGGCAAAUGUUUGCAAACAUGGAAGUGGAGAGGAGGAGGAUAUUGGCUGAGCAAGAGAGGGAGCAGGCUAGGAGACUACAGGAACAAGCACAAUCACUCCAGGAACUGCAAAUGAGUACAGCAAUGCCACUGAACAGCAACGUCAGAUCCAGAAUUUUUAGGUCAAAUUUCCUAACUGUGACUCAGGAAGUGACUGUAAUAUAUUGUGAAGAGAAGAGCUUCACCUUCUCAUUUACUUAGAGCUACCGUGUUGUUUAAAUGAGAAAUGUUUAACCUUGGGACAGAGAAGAUGAGACUCAGCUUUCUGAAAUAAUAAUAGAAUUGUACAACUAUAUGACUAAAGGAAUCUCAGAAAGCAUUUGUCAAACCCUGGCACAAAGGAUGUGUCUUUCUUACAAUAUUCCUGACCAGUAAAUGGUCAUUCAGCCCCAGCUCAAACUGCCCCCCGCCCCGAUGGAGAAUUCACUCCCUUUAUAGGUGAGGUAUCCUGUUCCACUUUUAGUCAGUUCUCUCUGUUCAGAGGUCUUUCCUUAGCAGGAGCCAGGAACCUUCUUUACAAAUGCCAUCUAGCUGUGCUUCCUGUGAAUGAGCUCCCUUUGUCUAAUCUUUCACAUGACAACCUUUCAACUAUUUGAAGACAACAAUCAUGAAAUAGAAACCAGAAAAGAAAACAAGAAAAAAGAAAAGAAAAAGGACAUUUGGUGGGUUGAAGCAGAGUCAACAAGAUAUUUGCUCUUUCCCUGCUUUCCCAUGUGGAGAAGAUUAGUUCUCCUUAGUUCUAGAGCCUCUUUUCAUUAUGUAUAUAAGGAUAUGGGUUUACUUCUCAGAACUGUUCAAGCACUCUCCUUUGACACUUUUGGGAACGUCAAGAAAUCAGUGCUGUUUGUUAUAGAUUGUUGUACCUGCAUUUGAAGUUGGGCUGUCACCCCAGGACUUGAGCUUAAAUGACUCUGAGCAGUGGAGACAGAGGCUGAGCAGCUGACUAGGUGGGGAGGGGAAAGAAGUGUGUCCAGUCAAUAGAUAAACCUGGAGAGUUAGAGAGCUGUAACCCCAGGGGUACCAGGAUGGGCAAGGGUGAGAGUUUUGAAAUAGUUGUCUCCUUGCUGGGGCCUCUGAAAGCAGAGGAGCUUGGGACUUAAAGGUAGAGCUGAAGGGGAAAGUUGACUUGGGCUUCAUUGACAGGGAACAGCAACUGAACUUCCUAUUCCACCCACCCCUAGGAAAGCUGCCCUUAUGGGUGCUAGCAGUUGGCAUUGGGGCCACACCUACAGUUCUUGGAGAUUUGGGGAUGUGAAGGGGAGGGUUAUUGUAGGAGGGUGUCUCCUAAGCCCUUGUCCUCUCUUCCUCCCCCCUCCCCCCAUUCUCCUCAUUGUCCCCUUCCUCCUCCCCUUCUUCCCUCCUCUUUUUGCCCCUUCUCCUCACUUUCUCUCUCCUCCUCUUAAAAUCAAUCCUUGAGGAUAGGGCAAAAGCUACUCCAGAUUUCUCCAGGUCUCUGUCAGUAGAAGUUUUAUGUUGAGAUCUCAACACUGUAUUCAUGACUAGGUAGACAGUUAAGACAGUUAAAUAUUACAUUGAGCUCCUGGGUAAAUGAAACAAUUUAAUGAGUCCUUUAGACCCAGGAUUGUGAAAGGUGGUUGGAAAGUGGAAAAGCUAGUCCAGACACUAUCCCAACUUUGUAUCCUUCUUUGAUGCCAAAGGAUUAGGAUGUAAAUUCUGAGGGCAAAGAUCGACAUUUCCCCCCACCUUUUUAUUCCCAGCAUCUAAGAAAGCCUUGUACAUAUCAAAUGUUCAUGAAAUGUUUCUUUAAUUGAAUGAAAAUACAAAUAUUCAAUGCUACAGCUUUCUCUUCUAGUGAGAUGUCCUCCCCUGGACCACUAUAUUCUUUCAACAGAUUGUUGUAGUUUUCCCCUCCCUCACUUUUAUAUUAAAACUGAUGUCUGAAUAAACUUUGGAAUUUCCUCUAGGUUCCAAUAUACAAAGUAAAACAGUGGAGUUUACUGAAUGGGGGAGGAGGAAAGUUGUGUGAUACAGUCACACCUGAGCUUAAGGAAGAUAAAAAUAAGGGGCAGCUAGGUGGCACAGUGAAUAAAGCACCGGCCCUGGAUUCAGGAGGACCUGUGUGCAAAUCUGGCCUCAGACACUUGACACUUACUAGCUGUGUGACUCUGGGAAAGUCACUUAACCCUCAUUGCCCUGCCAAAAAAAAGAUAAACAUAAAUCUGAUAGAUAACUCUUGUUUUCAAAAGAUUUACAACCAGAAAUAUGUUGUUUUUCCUGUAGAUGUGAACUAAAGGAAAUUAGAGUUGAUGCACAGAAAGUACUAGAAUUAAAGGGAUAAAGGAAGGCUUACUAUAGAAGGCAAGAUUUAGCUGUGAGUUAGAAAAUAACAAGGAAGCAUCUUAUAUGUCACAUGACCAACAGGAUAGAGGACUAGAUAUUUUCUCCAGUGUGCAUGACUUUUAAAAUUUCUCCAAAGUAGGAGUAAUUCACUGGAGAUAGAAUAAUUUCAGCUCUUUCCAUGAACUAGAACACUAGGAAUUCAAACAAAGUUAAAACUCAGUGAACUAAUAGCAAUGAAUACUCUUUUUUUUGUAAUUCAAUGAGGGUUAGGUGACUUGACC